This is a messenger RNA of Procambarus clarkii (red swamp crayfish), 5877 nucleotides long. RefSeq names its product E3 ubiquitin-protein ligase RNF25. Gene Ontology annotation, cellular component: nucleus. The record is from RefSeq and is a predicted model, not a curated record. Gene Ontology annotation, molecular function: protein binding; ubiquitin protein ligase activity. Gene Ontology annotation, biological process: protein ubiquitination. Lineage: Eukaryota; Metazoa; Arthropoda; Malacostraca; Decapoda; Cambaridae.
UUGAGCUAGCGUGCGAGGCGGCGGGGGCGCCCAAAGCUGCACCGUCUGCACAGAGAGAGACAGACAAGGAGGACCAGCUGAAAGACUGCCAUUAUCGCCGCCGCUACUCACCAGAACCUCUUUAAACAACCCCGCCGCGUCCCAAUGGCUACGAACAAUGAGGCAAUUUUGGAAGAAAUUGAAGCACUGCAGGCAAUCAUGUUGGAUGAAGUAAGAGUAUUGUAUGGAGAUGGAGGUGUGCCAAAUGGUGUGGAGGUUGUGGUAGUACCGGCUACGGCCCAGAACAUUGAAGAGCAGCAUGUGAGAGUGACCUUGGUGUUGUCGCUGCCCCCAGAGUAUCCCGACACCACACCCUUCAUUAUACUCAGGAAUCCACGUGGUGUGGAUGAUUAUGUUUUGGAGAAGAUCAAGCAAGAAAGUCAGCAGAAGUGUGAAGAGUAUUUAGGUUGUCCCGUAAUUUAUGAACUGAUUGAGGUUGUUCGUGAGAAUUUGACUGCUAACAACACGCCCAGCUGCCCAUGUGCCAUCUGCCUCCAUCAUUUCACCGAUACUGAUAUUUUCACAAAGACUCCGUGCUUCCACUAUUUCCAUUCAUAUUGUCUGGGCAGAUAUGUAGCGAACUGCGAGGAAGAAGCUGCAGCAGAGGAGGAAGAACCUCAACCAGCCUGGAUGGCCAGAGAGAAGAAACAGAUGAUGUGUCCAGUGUGUCGGGAUCCAAUUCAAAUUGAGCUCAAUUGUAGUGAGCUGUUGCUCGCACCUCCCCCUGAGGAAGAAGAGAGCACUGCUGAAUUUCGAGCAGACAGUCCCGAGUUGAUAGCCCUUCAGCAGCGGAUGGCUCAACUUUACAUACAGCAGAAAGAAAAGGGAGGAAUAAUUGAUUUAGAGGAAGAGAAGAAUAAAUUUUUACUUUCCUCAAAUAGGGCUGAUUCUUGUGAAGUGCUGGAAGACGGGGUUGAAGAUGUUGCUAAAAUGAGCAGUCCAGAUUCUCCUGUAGAGCCACGUCCAGUAGAACCCACCAUUCCUCCUAGUAGGAGAGACAGCCGUUCAAUGCAUCAGAGAUCACAAGGACAAAAGUCACAAGGCGGCUAUGGCCGUCAGUCUUGGAGAACAGAUCUGGCAGGUGAUGGUAGGCAUUGGUCCGGAAAUCGUGGUGGACGGGGUACGAGUGGUAGCCGUGGUAGAGGGGGAAAUGGUCGUUUUGUAUAUCAUACUUCAUCCAGGAUUAUCUCUGAGCCACAGGGAUACAACUCUACGGACUAUAAAACCUCAUGCGUAAUUGAUAAUGGGUAUGGAACCAAAGCUCAUGGAAAACGUGAGGGCAGCUCUUAUGAAAAUGGCAGUCUUUAUAAUGGGGACAAUCGAUCUGGAAGUAAUGAAAUUGGCAAUGGUGCAGGGGGAGUAUGCAGAAAAGGCCCCAAAAGUUCUGGAAAUCGACAGAGAUAUGGUCCUGGAAGAGGUAGGGGACGUGGGGCACCCCCAGGCUUUGCCCCAUCAUCAUUCCGUCACUCUGCUCAAGACUGGAGUUGACGAUUGUGGCUUGCAGGGUUACGUCCACCCUGUCUCUUCUUUACUUUCUGUCUUCUCAUCUAUCUACUAAGUAUUAUAAUUGUGACUUCUUUAACCCUAAAGUAUUCAGCUUAUUUAACUUUCCAAAAAAUUAAAUGUUAUAGAAAUAGUUUUAAUGACACCUUUAUGCUUGUUCAUUCUAGAUCAGUAGAAGAAUGUGUUAAAUGUGCAUAUGUGUCAUACAUCCUUACGUUCUCCUUACUUCUCAAAAAUCUGUAUUUAAGAUACAUAAAUAGCAAUAUCUCAUCACAAUACAUAAGAUACUCAUCUGACUUUAGAAUACAAGGUAAGUUUUCCAUACUUGUGCUAUAUCUGCAACUUUGACAGGAGAAUGUCAUUCAGCAUACUUUCCUUUAUGGUAAAGAUCCGAGUACCUUGAAAGUUGAAGAAACUCGUUUAAUCAAAGUCACUCAUAAAACAAUAUCGGUGAUACGGACUUCCUGUCAAGAAAUUGUAGAUUGUAGCAUAAUGAAUAGACAUUUAUAUAUUACGUUAUAUUUUAGAUAUUGGUUUCUAUUUGAUUUACCGAAAAACUUUAUUUUUUAUAAGCACAAAAUAUUUACUUUUUAUAAUAGGUUAUUUAUCAGAUGAUCAAGUGUUGGCUGUAUAAUUGUCAGUUUAUUUAUGAACUUUCUGUAUUGCAUUUGUAAUUGGCAACAAUUACUAGUAAUACCUAACAAUAAAGUACAUGCCCUUAAUUUUGGAGUGAGUGCCUGAUGAAUGCAGUUUUUCAAGGGUUUGAUGUGAUAAGAGAGCUGACUACCGAUUGUUGAGUCGCGUACAUGUUUGUUAAAUAAUAUAGAACUGUCAUCUGAAUUAAGGCGUAUUCAUAGAAAUUUAUACUAAAAUAAGUAAGGAGUAAGCAAUGUCUUUGUAUUUAUAUUUUUGUUAGUAUUAAUGUACAGUAAGUCAUUGCAUUGAAAAAGAGGUUGGCAGGUGCAGAAAUCAUCAGGUUAAUCCUCUAAUAGUCAGCUAUGUAGUAUUAGGAAAGUUUGGGGUUAAUGAAACAACAAUACACUAGCAGUUUCAAUCUUCUGUUUAAAUUAUUGUACAACGUGAUCAGAGUUUUGUACUGCAUUAAAUCUUUGUAAUGAAAGAUUUGACAUGUGCCGAGUGCAAUAAUUGGUACUGGUCAUCCAUUGUUAUUUACCAUUUAUUUUGUCUUCUGUAGGAUUUUCGACAAGUCCUACGGAAGUUACAGCAAGUUUUUAUGGCCUAGAUGUACCUGAAGUUGAGCUCACUUGGUUGAAGGUUAUUGUAUUCUAUAAUCAUUGGAGCACGAUGUUUUUUCAUGUAAAAUCAUAAGUAUUGACCUUGCAUAUCUAUUAAAUUUUUAUAGCAACCGAGUACAAAAACACUAUUAUUGUGUUCCCGCAGUAUUUUUGCAGAGCAACAAAAUUAUUUCCUAAAGUUGGUUCCUACAAUUCUCCAUUUAUGCCUUGUAUUUUAGCUAUUCUUGUGUAGUAAAGAUAGUGAAGGAGCACCCAAAGCUCUGACUUUAGACUUUUACAUGCUGGCUUGCUUGUCAUAGGAAAAUCGAUCUCUGCUUUGUUGACAACAGAAACGAAAUUAUGUGGAAAGUUUCAUGACUGCUUCACUAUGCAUGUACAAGUAAUUAUUUAUAGAAGGCACUAUGCCGGGAAGACUAGCACCGUCUAUGGCACAGGUUACGUGCAGCUGGAUGAAUGAUUAUAACAAUGGAUAUUAAUUGGGGUGGUAAAUAUAUCAAAAUAUAAAGCAGCAAAUACAAUUUUCAUAAGUUUAGAUAGCACUGGCUUAGAAAUAGGGUUGUUGAAUUAUGGAACACGGUGAAUAACAUAGGCUUUGGGGUCGGUGAAUUGUUUCAAGGUAGGUUAGGUUAGGUAGAGUUGGUGUGGAUAAGUAGGUAGGAGCUGCCUCACAUGGGCCAAUAGCUAUCUUGCCGUUUUCUUUAUAUUUCUCUUUGCAACUGUCAUUGGGAAGAUGGGCACCCACAGUCCAUUCCCCAAACUGCCAGGUGAAGAUGAGUGCUUGUAUUGCACAAGUAAUGAUUAUUCAAGAAAUGGUACAGUUUACCCAGAUUUUGGAGUGUCAUUAAUUAUGUUAUCAGUAUAUCCAAGUCUUCCUCCAAGUGAGCAAACUUGUGGUAACAUCAGCCUUUCAGUUUUGCUUUAACUUCACUAGUCAGUCUAAGAGACUAACUGUGCUGUUCAGUUGUCAUUCAGCAGUAGUGUUUAUUGUACCCUUUGUCUGCUAUAAACUGCUGUUUGUUUUGUUGGUGUGUGGUAUUCCAAAUGUUCAAAUAAACAUCUCUCAGAAGUGAGAGUCCAGUCAUUGCCAAGCUACAGCACUUUGAUUUUGGUCAUAAUUACAUAAUUAAUAAGUUAGGAUACAAUUAUAGUUUGUGAUUGUUAUUAUAAUAAUUACUAGGAGGCUUACAAGGCAACAUAAGUGUGAUUGAAGCUCUUGCUCCUAAAUGUUUAGUGGCACUGUACUCUUGUGUUCUCAGGUUUUUAUUAUUAAAUUCAUAUAUUAUAAAACUGUUUAAUUUCCUUAAUGCUGUUUCUUUUUUAUUGAUUGCAUUCAUUCUACGAGAAAUAAUUCGUUUAUGUAUUUAACGGUUAUUUGUCGUCUGACUUCAGUUUGUGAGCUCAUAUGUAAUAUCCAUGACCAUUGUCAUUCAUAAUGUGAUAAUUGUAUUAUAAAUUAUUCAAGACGUAAUGGAAGAAAGUUGCAUUGGAAACGUUGCUAACAUCAUAUGGCAAUGUACAUAAGUGAUUACUACUUAAUUAUUUUUUGUGUGUGUACAUCAUAUGUUCACAUUCAAAUGAAUGUUUACAUGUGAAUUUCUUUGUGAACUACACCUUAACGAAUACAACGUGCAUUUGUACGCAUACACAUAGAAGCAAGCAUGAAUACAUAAAUGUGUGCGCGCGCGCGCACACACACACACACACAUGCAUGCAUGCUUGCACACAAUGUUCUUGGUAUUUCUACAAAAUGAUUGUAUGUUAUCUAUCCUGAAUCAAUAUGUUGGUAUCCAUUUAUUCAGAUAAAAAUACAUGUAAACUAUUUAUUUUUUCCAAGAUCAGAAAAUGUCGCAUAAAAGUUUUAGCAUUUGUCGCCAAUGCAGUUGCAUUACUCCCAAGAUAUUCUAGAAACUCUUCUCUUAUGGUACAUCCUACUGUGUGAAAUUUAUAUUGAUGUCCAUGUAUUAAUUGCCAUUGCCAUGAAGAAAUAGUUAAACGUACCUUUAGUAUGAAAAAUAUAUGAUACUUAAUGACUGCCCUGAUCUUUGUGUUUGUUUUAUAAAGUUUCCUCAUUUUCUUAAUAGUAUGAACACAGAUUGUGUAAUAACAACAUACGGAAAUUUACGAGUCAAGUGUAAGCAUGAGACGGCAUACUCUUUAACAGAGUAUGAAAGUGUUGCAGUGUAGAAAAACAAGCAAUAAGGGUGAAAGCUGCCUGUCUCGGUAGCUACAGGAACUUCAUAUUCCACGAAGAGCAAUAUAUCUUUUAUAUACAAUGAGAAAAUUGCAGCCUAUCCUACCAAAGUGAGGUACAGUACUUGCAGUAGCAAUGUGAACGAUAGUACAAAUAUGUCGUGAUAGACCACCAGGAAGUAGACGUUUGUAUUAUUGAAUUUGGACAAAUCAGAAACGUUUAUAUAUUUGUUGCUAAUAAAACCUAGCCUAUCCUAAGCCUAAUUAUUACAUAUUGGUACGAUUGACCACAUAGUUACAAAAGUACUGUACUGUCAUUUCAGGAGGAUGGGUCAGAAAAUUGUGAGAACAGUAUCUGAAUUUUUUUUUAACUUAUUUUUGUUUAAUACUUCAUGAAGAUAUUUGAAGAUUUUUUAUGAACUGCUGAAUAUUGUGUGAAAACUUUAAAAAGAAAAUUUAAAUUAUUGGUAAUAAAAUAUUUAGAACCUUUUAUUUCUUAAUCUAGGCAGCCAUUUGAAACUACUGUAAUAGGAUUUUAGAAUUACGGCUAUGUCAAUCUUACAUUUUAUUUAUUUUUAUAACUUGAAUUUAAUUUCAUAUUUGCAGUCCUAAAGUGGAUGGCUGUCAUAGGAGGAAAGGGCCAUCUUAAAAAAAACAAAAACAAAAAAAAAAAUGAUAAAAAUUAUAGUGUUUUUCAGUAAUCUCUUAUUUUCUGCGAACAAUUUCAACAUUCUGGCCGGCCUUUGUUGUAAACGUUCAAACAAAUUUGAUCGUGGAUAAGAACACCCAAUUUGUGCAAGAUCCCUGACCAUUCAUCAUGACCAUUUCUGAAUAUAAGGACAAAAUGGGGUGUAAAAUUUGUCAAAUUAUUAAAAGUCUAUCAGUCAUA